AUGACUUGUACCGAAGCUGCCCCGGGGAAGACCCGCAUCGGCUGGAUCGGCACGGGAGUCAUGGGCCGAUCAAUGCCUUUCGUUCGUCAGCCGCAGCAGCUUCCACCGAAGCAGUUGUCGAUCCCCCGCACCCCCAGCAAGGCAGCGCCGCUGCAGCAGCAGGGAGCAGAGUUGGCUGAAAGUCCUGAAGCAGUGGCAGCAAAAAGUGAUGUUUUAUGUCUCAUGGUGGGGACCCCAGAGGACGUGCAGCAGCUAAUGUAUGUGGGGGCUAGGAAUGGCAAACUGACAGUCAUGGCAGGAGGAGAUGCAGCAGCAGUUGCAGCGAUGCAGCCGCUGUUCCAGGCUUUCGCAACGACAAUCAUACACACUGGGCCCGCAGGAUCAGGCAAGGGCCAGAGGACGAAACUUGCUAACCAAAUAACGCUCUGCACAAAUCUAGUGGGACUGGCGGAGGGUUUGCUGUUUGCUGAGCGAGUCGGUUUAGACCUGGAGAAAACCCUUUCAGUUCUUUCAGGGGGUGGCGCCGCCAGCUGGUCGGUGUCCACUUACGGGCCUCGAAUCCGCGACGGCGACUUCCGCCCUGGCUUCUUCGUCGCCCAUUUGAUUAAAGACCUUCGUCUAGCUUUGGAAGAGGCAUCUCGAGCCAAGUUGGCCUUGCCAGGCCUGAGUCUGGCGCUGCAGCUGUACCAGGCUUUAGAAGCCCAAGGAGGAGGCGCAUUGGGAGUGCAUGCAUUAAAGUUGGCUCUCAGCAGCAUUAAUGAAAAGCAAAAGAAUGUUCAACAAGUUGCUGAGCAAAUGAAUUAA
Molecule: messenger RNA, 804 nt
Organism: Eimeria necatrix
Lineage: Eukaryota; Apicomplexa; Conoidasida; Eucoccidiorida; Eimeriidae
Product: NAD binding domain of 6-phosphogluconate dehydrogenase, putative
Exons: 9
Coding region: 1-804 (267 amino acids)
Molecular function (GO): NADP binding; oxidoreductase activity; NAD binding
Source: RefSeq, a predicted model, not a curated record